AUGGACACUGUCACCGACGAGGGAGAGGUUAUUAUUGUGUUGGAUCAAAUUUUGGAUAUCAAGUUACGCUUACUAUUGUUUCUUCGUAUUUAUAUGUCUGUUGGGCGGCGUCGUUUAACCAAUACACCAAACAAUGGGAGAACAUACAGCUUAAUAGCAAAGAUACCUAAACAACAAGAAAUAUUGCAUGAUCUGGUGGGUAUUGACGAUGUCACGUGUAGGGAUAAUCUUAGAAUGAAUAUGGACACUUUCAAACGCUUGUGUUAUCUACUUGAACACAGGGGUGGUCUUUUAGCAACCAAAAAUGUUCAAAUACCCGAACAAGUUGCAAUGUUUUUGAGUAUUUUGGCUCACCAUACAAAAAAUGUUGUUAUUCGUUCUUCCUUCAAACGAUCUGGAUUCACUGUUAGCAAACACUUUAAUAGACUCUUAGCUGCACUUCUUAAGUUGCAUUCUAUAUUAUUGGUCACCCCCCAACCAGUUUCAGACGAUUCCGAUAACCAAAGGUGGAAGUUUUUGAAGGGUUGCCUUGGUGCACUAGAUGGAACAUACAUUAAUGUUAGGGUGUCUCGAGCUGAUAAGCCAAGGUAUAGGAAUCGAAAGGGUGACAUAGCCGUCAAUGUUCUUGCUGUUUGUGAUGUUAACAUGAAUUUUGUAUAUCUGCUGACUGGAUGGGAGGGGUCCGCUGCGGACAGUCGAGUCCUUCGUGAUGCUAUUACUAGGUCUAAUGGUUUAAAGAUUCCGACGGGUCAUUACUAUCUUGUCGACAAUGGUUAUACCAAUGGAGAUGGUUUCUUAUCACCUUAUCGGGGAAAAAGAUAUCAUCUUCAAUAUUAUGGUCAAGGUACCGAUGCACCUCAAAAUUAUAUGGAAUAUUUUAACAUGACACAUGCAAAGGCACGUAAUGUGAUAGAAAGGGCAUUUGGUAUUUUAAAGUCCAGAUUUGCAAUUCUUAGAAGUUCUGCCUAUUAUCCUAUCAAAGCUCAAAAUAGAAUUGUAAUGGCAUGUAGUCUUCUUCAUAACUUCAUAAGGACUACGAAUGAUUUUGACCCCGAAGAAGCCGUUGUUCCGGAAGACCCAGAAGAAUCUGAUGAUGAUGAAGAAAAUGACAACAAUGAUGUCAAUGAUGCUGAAUACAUCAAUGUUGUUGAACCAUCACAACAUUGGACUAAUUGGAGAGACAACCUCGCUCAAGAGAUCUUCAUGGAUCGAACUGGUUCAUCGUCUAAGGUUGUAACUUCAAAAGGGAGGUCUACUAACACACGAAGGACAUGGACAUUGCAAGAAGAACAGGGAUUGCUUCAGGCAUUGAAGGACAUUGUUGCACGCGGGUGGAAGUGCGAUAACGGUUUCAAAACGGGAUACCUUGCCACACUUGAGGGGGCUAUGUCGGUGGCAUUUCCGGGCACAGAUUUGAAAGCCGAACCACACAUACAUUCAAAAAUACACGUGUGGAAGAAAUACUACGGUUCCUUAAGUACUAUGCUUUCACGGUCAGGCUUCGGUUGUAAUGAUUCGUCGUGCACUAUUGACAUGCACGAUGACCAAGUUUGGGCAGACUACAUUAAGUCAGACACCCACGCACGGACCAUGCGUUUCAAAGCAUGGCCAUACUACAAAGAUUGGGUAAUUAUCUUUGGCAAGGACUGUGCUACUGGAGAAUAUGCUGAGGCAUUCAAUGAAGCUGUCAACAACUUGGUACAUCCUACGAAGGGGAAUGAACACACUGUAUUUGGAGGUGACGACUAUUCGUUUGUUGAUGCACCGAAUGAUGAGUUCAGCAACGACCUUAUGUCAAUUGCCGGGGCAGACAGUGCAUCUAGUUCGAAGAGUAAGCCUAAAUCUAAAAACAAAAGAGGAAGGACCAAUGACAUCGAUGCUCGCUUGGUUGACAUGAUGUCCACUUUCUUUGACAAAGCAGAUGACAAGUUGGGCCGUAUAGUGAAUAAAAUUGGAUUCGAGUUUGAUGUAUCCGAGUCAAGGAAAAAGGUUUUUGAUGCACUUAAUCCGUUUGAAUUCUUGAGUGGUGAAAACAAAUUGCACGUGACAAAGGUAAUAUGCGAAAGCACGAAAAACAUGGACAUAUUCUUUAGUGUCAACGAAGAUCACAAGGCGAUUAUGGUUAAUAUGAUUCUUAACGGUCGGUUCUAG
Erythranthe guttata (spotted monkey flower) is the source of this 2151-nucleotide messenger RNA. The record is from RefSeq and is a predicted model, not a curated record. Lineage: Eukaryota; Viridiplantae; Streptophyta; Magnoliopsida; Lamiales; Phrymaceae.